Molecule: messenger RNA, 419 nt
Organism: Cucurbitaria berberidis CBS 394.84
Lineage: Eukaryota; Fungi; Ascomycota; Dothideomycetes; Pleosporales; Cucurbitariaceae
Exons: 3
Coding region: 195-356 (53 amino acids)
Biological process (GO): cytoplasmic translation
Cellular component (GO): ribosome; cytosolic large ribosomal subunit
Molecular function (GO): structural constituent of ribosome
Source: RefSeq, a predicted model, not a curated record
CAAACCACCCAGGCAAUUCGACACGCAAAUCCGUCGCCAUGGCCAAAUCAAAGAACUCGUCUCAGCACAACCAGUCCAAGAAGAAUCACAGGAACGGGUAUGCAUCCCUCCACCUUCCAUCGAACGCGCACGACUACCGCCGAUGAUUCACAUCCGUCCGCGCUACACGGCUGGCAUACACUUGUUGGAACACGAUGACUGAUAUUUGGCCCUGCAGUAUCAAGAAGCCCAAGACACACAGAUACCCCUCGCUCAAGGGCACCGACCCCAAGUUCCGCAGGAACCAUAGGCAUGCUCUUCACGGCACCAUGCGCGCUCUGAAGGAGGUCAAGGAGGGCAAGCGCGACUCGGCAUAAAGGACGAACGAUUACGAGCGAGCGACGAGGGUGGUUUUCGGUUCCUUCAUGAGACAUCUGGUC